AUGAACAUUCCUGUUUCAUCCAUCAACAACCCAACUGCCCGUGAGCAAUACAAACGCCUGAGGGAAAUGGACGCCUUGGAGCUGAACCCGGAUAGUGAGGGGGCUCCUAGCAAUGAAAAGCAAGAACUCAUGAUGGGGAUUUGGAUCAAAAUUGAGACUGUCAAAAUCUCCAGAAUGGACACAGAGAACACUGUCAACAAGAGUUAUAUUCUGAAUGCAAUACAUCCCUGCUAUGAAUUAGACAACGAAACCUAUACAUUUAAGCAAAACCCUUCCGUUAUGUGUGUACUAUUGUAUAUGUUCCUUGGUUCAUUAUGUGUUGUCACUGUAUGUGGAAACCUUCUUGUUAUAAUCUCCAUAUUCUAUUUUAGACAGCUGCACACCCCUACUAACUACCUCAUUCUCUCCCUGGCUAUUGCUGAUCUUCUGGUUGGAGUUUUAGUUUUCCCUUCCAGUAUGGUUUUCACUGUAAGCUCAUGUUUGUUUCAUGAAGAUUUAUUCUGCAAAGUAAGAGACAGUUUUGAUGUAACACUAUGCACAUCGUCUAUUCUGAACUUGUGUUUUAUUUCCAUAGAUAGAUACUAUGCAGUGUGUCAGCCUUUGACAUACAGAGCAAAAAUAAAUGCUCAAGUAACUGUGGUUAUGAUCCUGGUGAGCUGGGGUGUCUCUGUUCUGAUUGGAAUCGGUAUCACACUUGCAGGAUUUAGCCAAGGUACAUGUGAGGAAAUGUGCUCAGUUGAUACUAUAGUGGCAAACACUAUGGGACCUGUUUUCUCAUUUUACUUUCCAGCUGUCAUAAUGCUCUGUAUUUACUUCAAGAUUUUUCUUGUUGCACAGCAACAGGCAAAGAGCAUCCAGACCACAAACUGUCACAAUAGUUUGGGAGCGACUGUUAGUAAGAUGGAGAGAAAAGCUACCAAGACUUUGGCUAUCGUAAUGGGAGUUUUUCUUCUAUGUCUAACACCUUACUUUAUUUGUGUGGUUUUUCUGCCUUUAUCUAACAAUCCCCCUCCAGUCCCUGUGAUUGAAGCUUUGAACUGGCUUACACUGUCUAAUUCAAUGCUAAAUCCUUUGAUUUAUGCUUUCUUUUACAGCUGGUUUAGCAGUGGUGUAGAUUCUUCAAUCAGGAAGGGUAACAAGCAGCAACAAACGGAGGAGUACUUUCUGGAAAGGGCCAUUGACCUCCUAAACACAGGGCAGGAGGUGGACAACUCUGACCGGAUGGGAAGUUCCAGGGGUCCAGGCCCAGCUCCCGCCAGUCAGUGGCAGUUUGUCCGGCACAGGCCCCGUGCCCACCAGACAACAUGGCCAUUUGAGUCCUGUUUCCCAGCCAUCACCCCCUACUAG
Messenger RNA from Menidia menidia (Atlantic silverside), 1347 nucleotides. NCBI's taxonomy places the organism in Eukaryota, Metazoa, Chordata, Actinopteri, Atheriniformes, Atherinopsidae. The record is from the annotation of a GenBank genome assembly.